CGCACAUUGAUGACGUCGGAUAGUAGACACUAUUUACUUACAGCAGCAGUUGUUUCUUAACAUCGUAUAUUUUAACCAGACUGCACCACAUACACACGUAAGGCAAUGUCGUCUUUGUGUGGCACCAGCAACGGUUGGCAAGAUGCCUGUGAAGAAGAGUCCACAGAGAAGAAGCAGGACAAGGAGCAUCCUCGUGUACUUAUUCCUGAACUGUGUCGACUCUUCUACCAGCUGGGAUGGGUGACGGGGACGGGCGGAGGAAUCAGUUUGAAAAUAGGAGACCAGAUCUACGUCGCCCCAUCAGGUGUCCAGAAAGAGAGAAUACAGCCAGAAGACAUGUUUGUUUGUGACAUAGAGGAGAAGGACAUCUGCUGUCCACCUGCCUGGAAGAAGUUAAAGAAGAGCCAGUGCACCCCUCUCUUUAUGAAUGCCUAUACGAUGAGAGGGGCACAGGCAGUUAUACACACCCACUCCAAGGCUGCUGUCAUGGCAACAUUGCUGUAUCCUGGCAAAGAGUUCAGGAUAACACACCAGGAGAUGAUCAAGGGGAUUCGUAAGGGCACCUCAGGCACCAACUAUCGGUAUGAUGACACUCUGAUAGUGCCUAUUAUUGAGAAUACUCCAGAAGAGAGGGACUUGAAAGACCGUAUGGCCUUGGCCAUGGAGGAAUAUCCGAAUUCAUGUGCCGUCCUUGUCCGCCGCCAUGGGGUGUACGUCUGGGGAGAGUCAUGGGAAAAAGCCAAGACCAUGUGUGAAUGCUACGACUACCUGUUCGAUAUCGCUGUCCAGAUGAAACAGUGUGGACUGGACCCUUCAGCCCUCCCAACGGAAGAGGAAGGAAUAGUUUGACAUUUGCUGGUGCUUUUUAAAAAGAGACAUUUCUUGCAAGAAAGGUCAACGGAGUUCAAUCAGGAGAACAGAUUGUAAUCAUUUGCCUUUCAUGCUGACCGGCUUCAAAAUUGAUGAAAUUUGAUGUUAAGGGCAGAUUCAGAGUUGAAGGAGAUUGGAUGUCUGUGAUCCGGAAGAGUUAUGCUGCAAAGCACUGUGGGACAACUCAUGAGUGAGCAGCUGUCAAAUCAACGUCCCUGGGUCUGACUGCACUGAAUCAAGGUCUUAGUAUAUGUUAGGCAUGAACAUACUGUGCAUCUCGAUUGAUAUGUAAUGGUGAUUACCUGCCUUUGCUUCAAUCAAUAAAAACUUACAGAAUGUGUAUAAGCUGCAGAUCUUUUCCUAACUUUUAAAAAUACAAAUCCAAAGCUGAAACUAGAAAUUUUCAAUAAUUAUAAAUGUUUAAACCUUUUGAACAAUUUUUCUCUCUAUUUUGAAGGUACACAGAAUGGUGCCUGAUAGUGUGUAUAAGCUACAAAUCCUUUGCUGACGUUAUAAGCCAUAUUUCCCUUCAAACAGCAAAUAUAACACACAAUGCCUGUUUUUGACUUUUGAUGAACACCGCCUACACACAAAUGAC
Messenger RNA from Scomber japonicus (chub mackerel), 1468 nucleotides. It is a transcript of the gene apip, whose product is annotated as APAF1 interacting protein. The transcript is spliced from 8 exons. Gene Ontology annotation, cellular component: cytoplasm. Gene Ontology annotation, molecular function: metal ion binding; methylthioribulose 1-phosphate dehydratase activity. The record is from RefSeq and is a predicted model, not a curated record. Bases 106 to 849 code for a protein of 247 amino acids. NCBI's taxonomy places the organism in Eukaryota, Metazoa, Chordata, Actinopteri, Scombriformes, Scombridae.